AUGACUUCUACCGUCAAGACUGCAGCUCUCUCCCUCCUGCUGGCUGCUGCCGCUAAUGCCGGUCCCCUUGAGGCCCGCGCCAGUGGUGUCCAAGGCUUCGACAUCUCCGGUUAUCAAAGCGAUGUAGACUUUGCCAGUGCCUAUGGAGCCGGUGCCCGCUUCGUCAUGAUCAAGGCCACUGAGGGCACCAGCUACAUUGAUAAGUCCUUCUCCAGCCACUACGAGGGGGCAUCCUCAGCCGGUCUCAUCCGAGGCGGUUACCACUUUGCGCAACCCGCCUCCAGCUCAGGAGCCAGCCAGGCCGAAUACUUCCUGGCCCACGGUGGCGGCUGGUCCAAUGAUGGCAAGACCCUCCCGGGAAUGCUGGACCUGGAGUACAAUCCGUCCGGCUCGACCUGCUACGGCCUCAGUGCGUCCGACAUGGCCGCCUGGGUCAAGGACUUUGGCGAGACCUACAAUAGCAAGACUGGCCGCUACCCCAUGAUCUACACCACCGCCGACUGGUGGAAAACUUGCACGGGUAACAAUGGGGACUUUGGUGCCGACUACCCUCUGGUUCUGGCGCAAUACGCCAGCUCGAUUAGCACCAUUCCCAAUGGCUGGUCGACCCAGAGCUUCUGGCAAAACACAGAUUCGUACAAGUAUGGUGGUGACUCGGAUCUGUGGAAUGGUAGUGAGGACAACCUUAAGAAGUUCGCCAAGGGCUCAUAG
Messenger RNA from Penicillium waksmanii, 711 nucleotides. Its product is annotated as lysozyme. Gene Ontology annotation, molecular function: lysozyme activity. Bases 1 to 711 code for a protein of 236 amino acids. NCBI's taxonomy places the organism in Eukaryota, Fungi, Ascomycota, Eurotiomycetes, Eurotiales, Aspergillaceae. The transcript is spliced from 2 exons. Gene Ontology annotation, biological process: peptidoglycan catabolic process; cell wall macromolecule catabolic process; carbohydrate catabolic process. The record is from RefSeq and is a predicted model, not a curated record.